This is a messenger RNA of Pararge aegeria (speckled wood butterfly), 2736 nucleotides long. RefSeq names its product zinc finger protein 28-like. The coding region runs from base 103 to 2502 and encodes 799 amino acids. The record is from RefSeq and is a predicted model, not a curated record. NCBI's taxonomy places the organism in Eukaryota, Metazoa, Arthropoda, Insecta, Lepidoptera, Nymphalidae. Gene Ontology annotation, cellular component: nucleus. Gene Ontology annotation, molecular function: zinc ion binding. The transcript has 3 exons.
GUGCAUUGACGUUGUCACAGUUUACAAUUCCGCUAUUUAUCACAAUCGAACAUAAAUAAGUGUUUAAUAUCUAAUAAAAACUAUACACUUGAGGCUUAGAAGAUGAACCACAUAUCCGUUAAUAUUAAAGAGUUAAAGCCUUAUGCGAGACUGUCAAACAAUACGACUAAAGUUGGCAACCAGGAGAAGGAUGAUGAUAUCAAAAUUCCUCUAAGUACACAGAACGCUGUGAAAUAUCUUUUGCAAGGGACUCUUAGGCUUAGGGUUUGUAGGUACUGCCUGCACGUCUCAAACAAACUAUCUGAAUUUGAUGAGGUUCUCACUUUGGCGGUAAGCGGAGCUCUGCAUGAGGUCACAAUCAGGGAUAUAGUUGCAAGCUUUCAUCCUUAUAAGGUGGCAGUUGAUGCAAACUUUCCAAAUAAAAUAUGCAAUGAAUGUGUAAACAGAGCUAUUAGCUGCUAUUUAUUCACACAACAAUGCGAAAGGGCUGAACGAGCAAUACGUAACUGUUUUGACGAUGUAUACAAUAAUUUUGAAAAGCUGGAUUCUUUGGAACCUGUCAAGAAAAGGGGAAAACGUAAACUCCACCCAAACCACAACAUCAUUUAUGCAGAGCAUGUGGAUGUUAUGGAUUAUGCUGAACCUGUCAUAAACAUUGUAAAUAUUACUACUGAGAAUUCUGUGCAAAGUCUUGAUAAAAUGAGUGAGCUUGAAUGCCAGAAAUGUUGGCAAGUGUUACCAAGCAAAGAACUGUUAUUGAAUCACGAGAACUCGCAUCCAAAAAGCAUGUGGUUUAAUUGCAGAUUGUGCGGAAAAUCAUUUGUCAAACGCUCCCAGCUUAGGAAACAUAUCAAAGAUGCACACAAAUACAUUGAUGAUACUAGCCAAGAGAAUCAAAAUGAAGGCUUCAAAUGUAAAGAAUGUGGUUUAGAAAAUAAAUCACUUGGUGAACAUUUCCAGCAUAUUGAAAAACAUAAAUUCAAAUUAUUGCUCAAUUCAUUGAUGCAACGGAAAGAUGAUUCAUUGUGUACUGUUUGUUUGGAUAAAAGUUCUCGUUUAACGAAUCUGGCUGACACUGUUCAUCUUCAUGGAGGUUAUUCUGGAUUAACUGGCGAUAAGAGUAUCAAGAAUAUUUUAACUGUUACAGUUCCAGGAAUCAACCUUGACACCUACACGGGAAAUAAAAUAUGCGAUAAAUGUUAUAACCACGCUAUAUCCUCUUAUAUUUUCGUUGUCAAGAUUCACCACGUGAGAAGUAGAUUAAAUACUUGUAUUAGUGAAAUGCUAGAUAGACUUAGUACUAUCGGUGAUUCUAAUAAGAAUCUAAUGGUAGAAAUAUCGCAAGAUACUAUACUACCAAUGUUGAAAUUAGAUGAACUUGAAGAAACAUCCGAGAAUGAUGAUGAAUCAAAAGUUGAUGUUUUAGAAGAUGAAUUCAGAAUAUCCGAUUCAGAAAGCUAUGAUUCAAGCAAUAGCGACAAUAACGAUUAUUCCCGUAGCUUACUCGACAAGCCCCUUUACAAUCAAACUAAAAACGAUAGCAUAUCACUCGAUUAUGAUACACCUCUGUAUAAUCCGGCCAAAAACGUAACAAGAACGUACACAAAAAAAAAGUUAGUCAACGGCUACCAAAAUGAAAUUGACACCAAUAUUUUCAAAGAUAUUUGCAGUGAAUUCUUAACGUUCAACAAGAAGCUCAAAAGGCCAAAACACGUACCCAAAUAUAGAUACACAUGCCCCUUAUGUAAUAAACACUUCAUAUCUGAAUAUUUCCUUAAAAAGCACAUAUUAAAACACACGCAGAGAAAUGUUCAAUGCAAUAUAUGUUUGAAUAUAUUCAAAUCGAAGUUCUAUCUCUUUGAGCAUAAAAAAAUGGAACACGUGUUGAAAUUGCAAACAUUUAUUACGUGCAAGGUUUGCGGUAGGAGGUUUAGUAAUGUGAAACAAAUGAAACAGCAUCGAAAGAGUCACAGGACAAAAGAUUGCCAAUUAUGCGAUAAAUUAUUCGUCUCCCAGCAGCAUUACGACGUUCACAUGCAAAGACACGCAGUCAAAUUCAACGCGUGCCGAAACAAACAUGUUCAGACAUGCAGUUUCUGCGAGAAGCCGUGCUCAAACGAAAACGAACUCUCUCUGCAUGUAAAUAAGGUGCACCUUCAAAUAAAACCGUACAGCUGUGACAUGUGCGAUAGACAGUUUUACACGGAAACCAAUCUGUCCAGUCAUAAAAAGCUCCACAGUUUGUUUUCGAAGGAAUCGUGUGCGUUCUGUUGUAAAACUUUUAAAUGCCGUAAACAUUUAGUCAUUCACGUUAGGAAACAUAUAGGUAUGAAACCACAUUCAUGUCCAGUUUGCAGACAGUGCUUCUAUUCCGAUAAUUACUUAAAGAAACAUAUGAAGGUCUUCCACGGUGGCAUAUAUUCUUGUAGACUGUGCAGAACGGUGCUGCCUAGUCAACUUGAGCUAAAGUCACACAUAAACCUAAUGCAUAGUUCUAUGUAGCAUUUACUACAGUUUAACCGAGUUAUAGAUAUUUAUAUAGGGUUAUAUAUUUUUUUAUUAAAGUCUUUAAUUUCCCGUGGCAAUACCAAAUACAUAUAUACAUUUAAAAUGCAUGUAAAAAGGCAUAUGAUAUUUUCGGCAUCGGUGAUAUGAGACAGAAUCCUUUAUUCUUAUCUUAUAGUAUUGAAUUGUGUAUCUCUAAUACGACAGAACUCAAUAUAAACUCGAAUAUCA